AUGUCGGUCAUCUUGCGUCCAGGUGUGAGCGGCCAUGCUCGGUGUGCCGGACAUCGAAGCAGAGAGCUGCCGUCCGUCUCUUCUGGACACGGCUAUAAUCCCUGGCUGUGCCACCCCAAUUACUACCUUUCGGUGAAAGCGAUCAUCCUCCAUGCUCUGGUCUUUGGAUUUCUGAGCAAUCGAUCUCAAGAUUGCUCUCUCAUCGCGGCUGACUAUGCCUCGGAGAGUUCCAUACCGCGAGGCACGUUGUCAAUCUUGUCCCUGACUGGUAGGGGCGUAUCAGCCCUACAGUCGUUACUGAUAACUUCGGACGGUAGUUCUGAUUUCGUCCUCGAGGAUCCUGGUGUGCCUGCCGUACCACUACAGCAAAGCUCGGCAGACGAGCGCCUCUAUCGACCCAGACGUCCUCAUACCAAGUCCCGCAAUGGAUGUCUGGAGUGCAGACGACGACGCAUGAAGUGUGGAGAGGAGCGUCCAAUAUGUCUCCAAUGCUCGGAGCGAGACUUCACAUGUCGUUAUCGCGAGAACAGCCCUCCGAGACGAGAAUCGAGGACGAACGCGAUCACAACCACGGACAACAAUUCGACGAGGUUUAGUGGUCCAAUGACAUUCGAACUACAGCAGCAAUGUGUUCCACAACGAGGUGCAACAUUCUUCCCACCCGCCAUCUUCGACAACCCAGUCCAUUGCCAAGACGAAGUCCACAUCAUCCUCGACCACUUCACCCAACCUACCGACCCACCCUGGAUAGGAUCUCGCACUCUCCAGCACAUCAUGCAAACUCUCGGCGUCCACGUCGCUUCCUCGACUCCAUACCUCAUGCACACCAUCUUAGCCUUCUCAGCUGCACACCUCAGUCAUCUACAUCCUACCAACGCCAGGUGGCGAUUCGCGGCUAUAGCACAUUAUGACUACGCACUGUCGCUUUGGCAACAGCGUCUUGCUCGGAUCCCCUCUCCGGAGCGGGAUUUGGCUGCCAGGCUCUGCGCCAUCUUUUUGCAUGCUAUGCUGGCUAUCUUGCACUCGCCGACUGAGUUGAGGGACGGACUGGAACCGGAGGAGUGGAAACCAGGUUCGACCUGGGUCCCAUCCAUACUCGGUAUACACGGCUUACUGCACGGGCCAGGCGUGGACCUGACCGAGCUCGACCAAGAGAUCUGGGGACCGCUAUUGAGGCGAUAUCUGGCCCCGCCACGAGGCCCGGGUGGUUUGGAAGACAGCACGACCGGGAUCCAUGCCGCCUCUCCUGAGAGAGCCGUUCUAGCAAGCCUAGAGCAGAUCUGUAUCUCCCCAGACCCUGCCAAGAUCUCGUUGUACCGAAGCGCCCUCUCCCUCUGGCAUGGUCUCAUCGACUCCUCCCCACGCUCGAACGACGACAGCGAGAUGAUCGACGUCUUCUUCUCCGCAGCCUCACAGCUGACGCUCGAAUUUGCGAAUCUUCUCAAGGGUAAAGAUUCCCGCGCUAUCCUGCUUGUGGGAUUCGGGCUGGUCAUGUUGGGGAAACGGUGUUCAUGGUGGUGGGUAGCGGCCUCGACGAGGAGGAAGGGUCCACAAGCCAUUGAGUUCUUGCCUGCGCAGCGGGAAUAUGGGGAAGAUGGGAGGUUUACUGGCGUGGUGGCGUGGAUGGAGGAGUGGGUGUGGCGUGAUGAGGUGAGCUGA
This is a messenger RNA of Recurvomyces mirabilis, 1659 nucleotides long. RefSeq lists its product as uncharacterized. Gene Ontology annotation, molecular function: DNA-binding transcription factor activity, RNA polymerase II-specific; zinc ion binding. Gene Ontology annotation, biological process: regulation of transcription by RNA polymerase II. Lineage: Eukaryota; Fungi; Ascomycota; Dothideomycetes; Mycosphaerellales; Teratosphaeriaceae. The transcript has 2 exons. The record is from RefSeq and is a predicted model, not a curated record. The coding region runs from base 1 to 1659 and encodes 552 amino acids.